CCGCCCCGCCCCUCCCGCCGCUUCCAGAAGCUCUGGUGGGGUUUGGGCCUGGGCUGCGAGACUCUGAGCCCCUGGCUCCUCCGCUGGGGCGCGGCGGGCGCCAAGUGCCGGAGGCUCGCACCCCCUCCCGGUGAGAGCCAUGGAUUCGCAGGGGCUGAAGACUUUGAUUAAUUACUAUUGUCAGGAGAAAUAUUUCCAUCAUGUAUUACUUACUGCCAGUGAAGGAGUUAAGAGGUAUGGCAGUGACCCAGUCUUCAGGUUUUAUCAUGCCUAUGGUACAUUAAUGGAAGGUAGAACUCAAGAAGCUCUUCGGGAAUUUGAGGCUAUUAAAAAUAAACAAGAUGUAUCACUUUGUUCUCUAAUUGCACUGAUAUAUGCCCAUAAAAUGAGUCCUAAUCCAGAUAAAGAAGCUAUUCUGGAAUCAGAUGCCAGAGUAAAAGAGCAGCGUAAAGGAGCUGGGCCAAAAGCUCUGUACCACGCAGGCUUAUUUUUAUGGCACAUUGGUCGUCAUGAUAAGGCGAGAGAAUAUAUUGACAGAAUGAUCAAAAUGUCAAAUGGCAGUAAAGAGGGACAGGUUUUGAGAGCAUGGCUUGAUAUCACAAGAGGAAAAGAACCUUAUACUAAAAAAGCACUAAGAUAUUUUGAAGAGGGAUUACAAGAUGGAAAUGAUAUUUUUGCUCUGCUGGGUAAGACACAAUGCCUUGAGAUGCGCCAGAAUUAUUCAGGUGCUCUGGACACUGUGAACCAGAUAAUAGUGAACUUUCCGAGUUUCCUUCCUGCUUUUGUAAAGAAAAUGAAACUACAGCUCGCCUUACAGGAUUGGGACCAGACUGUUGAAACAGCACAGAGGUUAAUGCUUCAAGAUAAUCAAAAUGUGGAAGCUCUAAGAAUCCUGGCUCUUUACUAUUUGUGUAGGGAGGGGGACAUAGAGAAGGCUGCCACCAAGCUGGAAAACUUAGAAAAUGCAUUGGAUGCCACGGAACCACAAAAUGCUCAACUUUUUUAUAAGAUCACAGUAGCCUUCAGCAGAACUUGUGGACGAAGUCAACUCAUUCUUAGAAAAGUUCAGACAUUACUACAACGAGCUCUUGCUUUAAACCCUGAGCAAUCAGAAUUUGCUACAGAACUUGGAUACCAAAUGAUUUUACAAGGAGACAUGAAAGAAGCAUUGAAGUGGUAUAAUACCGCCAUGAAACUGGAUGAAACUAGUGUCCCCGCACUAAUUGGAGUUAUCCGAUGUCAAUUAAUAGAAGGGCAGUUACAGGAUGCAGAUCAGCAGCUCGAAUUCCUUAGUGAAAUUCAGCAGUCUAUUGGAAAAUCUGCGGAAUUAAUUUAUUUACAUGCAAUUCUUGCUAUGAAGAAAAAUAAGCGACAAGAAGAAGUUAUUAAUAUGUUAAAUGAUGUUCUGGACACUCAUUUUUCACAUUUAGAAGAUUUACCACUUGGCAUACAAUAUUUUGAGAACUUAAAUCCUGAUUUCUUACUAGAAAUUAUUACAGAAUAUCUGAAUUUUUGCCCAAUGCAGCCUGCAAGUCUUGGGCAACCUCUUUCUCCACUUCUCAGACGUUGUACCUCAAUCCUGGAGACUAUAGUAAGAACUGUACCAGGUCUACUGCAAGCUGUCUUCCUUAUAGCAAAAGUGAAAUAUUUAUCAGGUGACAUUGAAGCAGCUUAUAAUUACCUGCAGCAUUGCCUAGAACACAAUCCUUCUUAUGCAGAUGCGCAUCUCCUAAUAGCUCAGGUUUAUUUGUCUCAGGAAAAAUUCAAAUUGUGUUCUCAGUCACUUGAACUUUGCCUGAGCUAUAAUUUUAAGGUGAGAGAAUGCCCUUUGUAUCAUUUGAUAAAAGCUCAGUCACAAAAGAAAAUGGGAGAAAUAGCAGAAGCAGUUAAAACCCUGCAUAUGGCAAUGAGUUUACCAGGAAUGAGGAGAAUUGGAGCUUCCUCAAAAUCAAAACACAGAAAAACUGAAGUUGAUGCAAACCAUCGUUUAUCAAUCUUUCUUGAGUUGGUAGAGGCUCACCGCUUAAAUGGAGAACAGCAUGAGGCAGCGAAAGUUAUACAAGAUGCCAUCCAUGAAUUUUCUGGGACAUCUGAAGAAUUGCGUGUUACUAUUGCUAAUGCAGACCUAGCUCUGGCCCAGGGGGAUGUUGAGCGAGCUUUAAGUAUGCUUCGGAAUGUUACCGCUGAACAGCCUUAUUUCAUAGAGGCCAAAGAAAAAAUGGCAGAUAUUUAUCUGAAGCACAGAAAAGAGAAAAUGUUAUAUAUUACUUGUUACAGAGAAAUUGCUGAGAGAAUGCCCAGCCCUCGUUCUUUUCUUCUCCUUGGUGAUGCAUACAUGAAUAUACAAGAGCCAGAAGAAGCCAUAAUAGCGUAUGAGCAAGCAUUAAAUCAGAAUCCCAAAGAUGGAACACUGGCAAGCAAAAUUGGGAAAGCACUUGUCAAAACUCACAACUACUCAAAGGCAAUCACUUACUAUGAAGCCGCUCUGAAAAGUGGACAACAAAAUUAUCUUUGCUAUGACCUGGCUGAGCUUUUAUUAAAAUUGAAAUGGUAUGACAAAGCAGAAAAAGUUCUUCAGCAUGCUCUAGCUCAUGAGCCUGUAAAUGAACUGUCAGUUCUCAUGGAGGAUGGACGUUCUCAUGUUCUCCUAGCAAAAAUUUAUAGUGAAGUGGAAAGACCUGGUGAUGCCAUAGCUUCAUUACAACAGGCUCGAGAAUUACAAUCUAGGAUACUAAAACGUGUUCAGAUGGAACAGCCAGACGCAGCUUCUGCACAGAAGCAUUUAGCAGCUGAAAUUUGUGCAGGGAUUGCCAAACAUUCUGUUGCUCAGCGAGACUAUGAGAAAGCAAUUAAGUUUUAUAGAGAGGCUCUUGUUCAUUGUGAAACAGAUAAUAAGAUCCUGUUGGAGCUGGCUCGAUUGUACCUGGCACAGGACGACCCUGAUGCCUGCCUGAGGCACUGUGCGCUGCUUCUCCAGAGUGACCAGGACAAUGAAGCUGCCACCAUGAUGAUGGCAGAUCUCAUGUUCAGGAAACAGGACUAUGAACAAGCAGUGUUUCAUUUACAGCAGCUUUUAGAACGCAAACCAGAUAAUUACAUGACAUUAUCUCGUUUAAUUGAUUUCCUGAGAAGAUGUGGAAAACUUGAGGAUGUUCCAAGAUUUUUCUUAAUGGCUGAAAAACGUAACUCCAGAGCAAAAUUGGAGCCGGGAUUUCAAUACUGUAAAGGACUAUAUCUUUGGUAUACUGGAGAACCAAAUGAUGCCCUUCGACACUUUAAUAAAGCUCGGAAAGACAGUGACUGGGGCCAAAAUGCCCUUUAUAAUAUGAUAGAAAUCUGUCUGAAUCCAGAUAAUGAAACUGUUGGAGGCGAAGUAUUUGAAAAUCUGGAUGGAAACCUAGGGAAUUCAACUGAGAAGCAAGAGUCUGUGCAAUUAGCAGUGAGAACAGCAGAAAAACUCCUUAAAGAGCUAAAACCUCAGACCAUUCAGGGUCAUGUACAGCUUCGCAUAAUGGAAAACUAUUGCCUAGUCGCUACCAAACAGAAGUCUAAUGUUGAACAAGCAUUGAAUACCUUCACCGAAAUAGCAACAUCUGAGAGGGAUCAUAUUCCAGCACUUUUGGGAAUGGCAACAGCUUAUAUGAUCUUGAAACAGACUCCAAGGGCCAGAAACCAGCUGAAGCGGAUUGCGAAAAUGAACUGGAAUCCUAUUGAUGCUGAGGACUUUGAGAAGAGUUGGCUGCUGCUUGCUGAUAUUUAUAUUCAAUCAGCAAAAUACGACAUGGCAGAAGAGCUAUUAAAGCGGUGCCUGCGUCAUAAUAGGUCUUGCUGCAAAGCUUAUGAAUACAUGGGAUACAUUAUGGAAAAAGAGCAAGCAUAUACAGACGCUGCCUUAAACUAUGAGAUGGCAUGGAAACAUGGCAAUCAGACAAAUCCAACAGUAGGAUACAAAUUGGCAUUCAAUUACUUAAAAGCAAAAAGAUAUGUGGAUGCAAUUGAUGUAUGUCACCAGGUUCUUGAAGGACAUCCAACUUAUCCAAAAAUCAGAAAGGAUAUACUUGAUAAGGCCCGCAUGUCUUUGAGACCUUGAAAACUGUUAAUAUUUAGUUUGUUGAUGCAGCAGGAAAUGGAAGGAAUCAGUUCUUCUGGGUCAAAAUAGGUUUGAGCUAAAGCUCUAUAACAGAAGCAUCCUUUUCUUUCUCCAGCAGAGGCUGCUAUUGUAUAUAAAGAGAAAUGCUGUGUCACAUGGAUGGUUUCUAAUGGAGCAGGUGACUUAGAGCUGGUUUAUUUGAUUGCCUGUCUUGAUUAGGAAUAGAUUUGGUGUCUCUGUGGUAAAGAUUAUAACCCAUUUCUAUAAAGAACAUUUUAUUAAAUACUAGGUCAUUAAGUAUCCUAUACCUUUUCUUAGGAACAUUGUUUAUUUCAGGAAAUAUAUUUAAAACGCUAUUGUUCUUUGUUAACAUUCUUUGCUGUUUCAAAGGUUUGAAAAAGUUUUCUUGUUAAUAAUGUAUGAAAAAUAAAAAGUCUAUUUUAAUAAAGACUUUACAAAUUUAUGGUUGUAUUGCUCUUGGAACUCAAGAGACAUGGUAAGUUUUGCAAAAUCAGGGUAAGCUCCCUGUACAAUUCACGAUGUUUAGUGAGUAGUAAUACAGAAUAUGUGACUUGCCUAGAAGAAUCUUUUUAGAAAAAUACAAAGAAUGUGAGUUUCCCUUCCCUUCGUUGAACUCCUUCUUUCUGCUUUUGAUGCUAAUGUGAUCUUAAGAAAUAAUCUAUACCUGAAAUCCAUUUACAUAGGUAAGCUCUUACAGCAAUAAUUAACCUUAGCCCAAAGACUCGGUCUUUUGAGAUGACUUCAGACACUGUAACAUCUGGCAGAGAAGGGUGACAAUAUUUCUGGUCAACAGGGACUCACCAAGCACACCCUGUGAAGGCAACUGCUUACCUUACCGUGCCUAACACCCUCUGGCCCAGCAGUUCUCAGUCUUUUAGGUUAAGUUUAACCUAAUCUUAAUAAACUCAAUUUUUAGCAUUAUUUCUGAUUUGUUGUCUACCUCUUUCUCACUUGUCUUUAAAAAUAUCAUAGUCUUCUAUGUCAUUUGCAUUUUCAAUAAAUAGAGUAUUUUUUAGUCA
Messenger RNA from Acinonyx jubatus (cheetah), 5130 nucleotides. It is a transcript of the gene TTC21B, whose product is annotated as tetratricopeptide repeat domain 21B. Gene Ontology annotation, cellular component: intraciliary transport particle A. The record is from RefSeq and is a predicted model, not a curated record. Lineage: Eukaryota; Metazoa; Chordata; Mammalia; Carnivora; Felidae. Gene Ontology annotation, molecular function: protein binding. The coding region runs from base 140 to 4090 and encodes 1316 amino acids. Gene Ontology annotation, biological process: intraciliary retrograde transport; protein localization to cilium. The transcript has 29 exons.